AUGAGUGACGAGCCAGCCGCGAAGCGUUCGAGAAUUGGUGAUGAACCAGCUGCGGAGCGUGCGAAAAAUGCGGACGAAUUUCCCAAUCUCCGCUCGGAUGUUGUUGGCGCUGUAAAAGAAAAGUUGAUCGAGCUAGACGCCGUGCAACACCAGUUGGACGUGAUGAGCGAGAAGGCGGCUGAAGAGGUUCUGAGAGUCGAGAAGGCUUUCAAUAAGAAGCGAAUGCCGAUUUAUGAGAAGCGAAAGAAUUUGACGACGAAGAUCGACAACUUCUGGCAGACUGCUUUUCUCAAUCAUCACUUGCUCUCGACCGCGAUUCCAGAAGAGCAAGAAGAUCUGCUGGGUGCUCUGAGAGAUCUCGAAGUGCAAGAGUUCGAAGAUCUCCGCAGUGGAUUCCGAAUCGUCAUGACAUUCGACCAAAACGAGUAUUUUGAGAAUACCGUCAUCACCAAGUCGUAUCAUUUGCAAUCGGAGACGCCAAGCACACAAAUCACUGAAAUCAAAUGGAGGGAGAAUAAGCAGCCACCGCCGAAGCCAGAAGACGAUUCAGCCAUCACGUUUCUCGAAUGGCUCAACUACGCUGCACCACCAGACAGUGACGAGAUUGCCGAAGUUAUCAAGGAUGACUUGUUCGUCAAUCCACUCCAAUAUUACAUGAUGCCCGAUAUGCAAGAGGUGGAUGUGGAUGAAAUUGAGAGUUUUUUGAAUGAGGAUAGGGGCGUGGAUGAGAAUGGCCAACCGAUACUUGGCUUCCCGAGACCAGUCGAUCUGUCUACUAUCAUGGCAACAGAUGAUUCGGAUGAAUUGGGAGAGGAAGCAGUCGAAGAGAUGGAUGAUGAGGAGAAAGUAGAGGAUGAAGAAGUGGAAGGUGAUGACGACGAAGAAGAAGGCGAGAUUGAAGGUGAAAGUGUUGAUGACGAGGAGGAUGAUGGAGAGGAAGGAGCUCUCGAAGAGGAUGAAGAUGAAGAGGAGGCGGAGGGAGAAGGAGAAGGGAAAGCUGAAGGUGAAGGAGAAGGGGAAGCUGACGAUGAAGUUGAAGUUGAAGGUGACGGUGAAGGGGAAGGCGAAGAAGGUGAAGGAGGCGAUGAAGAGAACGACGCGGAGAAGGUUGCAGAAUCGCGCGGGCCGAGCGAAGAACUAUAA
Molecule: messenger RNA, 1143 nt
Organism: Caenorhabditis remanei
Lineage: Eukaryota; Metazoa; Nematoda; Chromadorea; Rhabditida; Rhabditidae
Exons: 3
Coding region: 1-1143 (380 amino acids)
Biological process (GO): nucleosome assembly
Cellular component (GO): chromatin; nucleus
Molecular function (GO): chromatin binding; histone binding
Source: RefSeq, a predicted model, not a curated record